CAAGGUAUGGAAGUAAGAAGAACCAGUUUGAGAUCUGUUCUGUCUCCAUCCGUUCCUGGAACUGAGGGUCCAGGAGAUCCUCCUUUGCUCCAAUGUCAAUGGUCUCUUUCUCCGUAGGUGCCAGGCAGCCCACAGAGGCCAGUAAAGAUACCUGGAGUAUGAGUCAUUGGUCAGACACCCUUCCUGUGCCCUCCGGCCAGAGGAGAGACCAGGUCCCCAGAGACCACAGCAUCUAUCCCCAGCUGCUGGAGAUAACACUGCACUUGCGGCAGGCCAUGAGGGAGCACUUCGUGCAGCUGACGAGCAGACAGGGCCUGUCACUGGAGGAAAGGAAGCACACACAGGCCAUCCGUGAGAAGGAAGCCCUUCUGAGUUGCUUAAUACGCCAGAUGAUCAACCUCCUACAGUCUGAGGCCGCAAGUGACCUGGAGCUCCAAGUGCCUCUUCCUUCUGAGGACUCUAGGGGUGAUGUCAGAUAUGGGGAGAGGGCCCAACUGUCUGGACAGCCUGAUCCAGUUCCCCAACUGAGUGACUGUGAAGCUGCCUUUGUCAGUCGUGACCUAUCCAACCGUGGGAUUGACAUCUCUGUCUUCUAUCAGUCAAGCUUCCAGGACUACAAUGCCUACCAAAAAGAUAAAUAUCAUAAGGACAAGAACACCUUGGGCUUCAUUAACCUUGGCACCAGUGAGAACAAGCUCUGCAUGGAUCUGAUGACUGAAAGAUUGCAAGAAAGGGACAUGAACUGCAUUGAGGACGCCUUGCUGCAGUACCCUGAUUGGAGAGGGCAGCCGUUCCUGCGGGAAGAAGUGGCCCGGUUCCUGACCUGCUACUGCAGGGCACCUACCCAACUUGAUCCAGAAAACGUGGUGGUUCUAAAUGGCUGCUGCUCUGUCUUCUCUGCCCUGGCCAUGGUUCUGUGUGAUCCAGGCGAGGCCUUCCUGGUCCCUGCUCCCUUCUACGGUGGCUUUGCCUUUAGCUCCCGCCUGUAUGCAAAGGUUGAGUUGAUUCCUGUCUACCUGGAGAGUGAGGUCACUGUUACAAACACCCAACCUUUCCAGCUCACUGUGGACAAGUUAGAGGAAGCCCUGCUUGAAGCUAGGUUUGAGGGGAAAAAGGUCCGAGGCCUUGUGCUAAUCAACCCUCAGAAUCCUGUGGGUGACAUCUACUCCCCAGACUCACUAAUGAAAUACUUGGAAUUUGCCAAGAGCUUAAGUACUUUCUCCCAGCAUCCAUUUCGGAAGCCACUUGGGCUGGAAUGCCGAGGAAGACACUCUCAGACCUUGUGGGAUGAAGACGUGUUCCUACAGAGCUUCACGUUCCUUUCUAAGAGCAAGUUAACCUUAGUUUUCUCUGGAGUCCUGAAAUAUUACAAUUAUCGGGGGCUACCCAACGGUGGUGUCCCGUGUGCGUGCUGGCUUGAUCGGUUGAAUGGUUGGCGUAAGUUAGACAAUAGUGUUCUCGAAUGUGUCUUUUGUUCCUAUUUCGUUCUCAUUACCCCAGCCUACGGGUCUAAGGGUCCCUUCGUGGCUGCCCUGCUGUCUAGGAAGAACCUCAAGUCCACUUUCCCCUCAUAUACCCCAAAUCUUCAUCAACUAUUUCUCUAUAACCUUAGUUAUUUUUUCCAUUUCUUCUUCAGUUUGCCUGAUCGCAACAGGACCCAUGUGAUCUGGGGUACCAGUAAGGAUUUUGGCAUCUCUGGCUUCCGCUUUGGUGCUCUGUAUACCCACAACAAGGAGGUGGUCUCUGCUGUGAGUGCCUUUGGCUACCUCCACAGUAUUUCUGGCAUCGCACAGCACAAGCUGUGUCAACUGCUCCAGAACACAGAAUGGAUUGACAAAGUGUACCUACCCACCAAUUGCUACCGGCUCCGGGAAGCUCACAAGUACAUCACUGCCAAGCUGAAGGCAUUGGAGAUCCCCUUUCACAACAGCAGCUCUGGCCUCUAUGUCUGGAUCAACUUGAAAAAGUACCUGGAUCCCUGUACAUUUGAAGAAGAACGGCUCCUCUAUUGCCGCUUCCUGGACAACAAGCUGUUGUUAUCCCGUGGCAAAGCCUACAUGUGUAAGGAGCCAGGCUGGUUCUGCCUCAUCUUUGCAGAUGAGCUCCCCCGGCUAAAAUUGGCCAUGCGUCGGUUCUGUGACGUGCUGCAGGAGCAGAAGGAGGCUUUGAUAGUGAAGCAGUUGGAGGAUGCAAUGAGGGAGUAGGCCGUCUGCCUCCCAACCAGCAGUUCCAGCCCGUCACUUGCUCAGGGACCCACUAAUGUCAGCCUCUGGUCCAGAAGGCCAGGGUGUCUUUUUGUCAGUGUUGUGAUGGAGAAAAUGGUGGGCUCCUCCAGGAAGAUCUCAUCUGACCCAGUCGUCACCCUCCUGAAGCUGAGUGUCUGCUGUCUUUGGAAGCUUUCCAUCUUUUUAGUCUUUGCUAUCCAUUAUAUAUGCAACAUGUUUUUAUUGGGGUUGGGGUAGAAAGACCUAGAGACACCUAGAGAAAUAAAGGAAGUUCUCUGGGCCCCUAUUUAGAUGGUUUAUUUUUAUAUUCAGUACCUAAUAAAUUCUAUACUUUUAAAUUCUAGGCCCAUCUUAUUUUCUUGCUUAUAUUCUUCAUAAUCAUCUUUGGAAGCCAGAUGAUUUUCUGUCCUCUUUAAUUUUUAAAUUCUAAGGCAGGUUCCAUGUAAAGAAUACUGUCUAGAGCAGGCAAGAAAAAGAAAGAAGUCAUCCUUAACUGAUGGGCCAUUUUCCAGGUGUUGGACACAAUGUUCUAUAAGAUUCUUAUGAAAUCACAUCCACUUCCACAUGACCUGCUAAGAGGCAGGUGGGAGUGUAAUUGCAGGUAUUCCUGCUUCCAAAUACUAGAGUUUGCUCUACUUUUACCUUCCCAAGAGGCUUUUAAAGUCUCUUGUUGCAUACGGUGGCUCAAGCCUGUAAUCCCAGCACUUUGAGAGGCUGAGGCCAGAGAAUGGCUUGAGGCCAGGUGUUCGA
Messenger RNA from Cercocebus atys (sooty mangabey), 2975 nucleotides. It is a transcript of the gene ACCSL, whose product is annotated as 1-aminocyclopropane-1-carboxylate synthase homolog (Arabidopsis)(non-functional)-like. NCBI's taxonomy places the organism in Eukaryota, Metazoa, Chordata, Mammalia, Primates, Cercopithecidae. The transcript has 15 exons. The record is from RefSeq and is a predicted model, not a curated record. Gene Ontology annotation, molecular function: pyridoxal phosphate binding; transaminase activity. Bases 93 to 2204 code for a protein of 703 amino acids. Gene Ontology annotation, biological process: biosynthetic process; amino acid metabolic process.